AUGCCACCAAAGCGAAAACCAGCCGCACAUAAGAAGGCGACUUCAGCGACGAGCAGCAACAAGCGCCGCAAAACCGAAUCCGAUGAGAAUGCCGAAGUGGCGGGCACCGGAGACGAGGAACAACAACAACAGCAGCAGCAGAAGCAGGAGAACAGCCAGAGUGAAAACAACCUGAUGGGAACUGUGGACAAGAGCCAGGUGAGGGCGGCGCCGAACGGGGCGGACUGCAAUUUGAAAAUCGCCAGCUGGAACGUGGCCGGCAUCCGCGCCGUCCUCAAGAAGGCCGUCCUGCUGGAGUACCUGCGCGCCGAGGACGCCGACAUUGUCUGUCUGCAGGAGACGAAGUGCGCCCGGAAGGACCUGCCUGGUGAGUUGGCCAAUCUGAAGCAGUACCCCUUCAAGUACUACCACGACUCGACGAAGACGGCCGGCUACGCCGGGGUGGCCCUGCUCAGCAAGCGAAAGCCACUCUCGGUGGAGUACGGCCUCUCGGUGGCGGAGUACGACGUGGAGGGGCGGAUGAUCACCGCCACCUACGAGGACUUCAUCCUCGUCAACGCCUACAUUCCCAACGCCGGCCGCGGCCUGGUCCGCCUUGACUACCGAAUGCGCUGGGAUGAGGACCUCCGUCGGCAUCUGAAUCAGCUGGAGGCGAACAGCGGCGGCAAGCCGGUCAUCCUCACCGGUGACCUCAAUGUCGCCCACACGGAGAUCGACCUGGCGAACCCGAAGACGAACACAAAGACGGCCGGCUUCACGCCGGAGGAGCGGGCGAGCUUCAGCAAGACGCUGGAGGGCGGCGGCGGCUUCAUCGACAGCUUCCGCUUCCUCUACCCCGAGCUGAAGCACCAGUACACCUUCUGGUCGUACAUGCGGGCGUCUCGCUCGAAGAACGUCGGCUGGCGCCUCGACUACUUUGUCCUCUCGCGGCGGCUGGCGGACGCCCUCUGCGACAGUCAGAUUCGCAGCCAGGUGAUGGGCAGCGACCACUGUCCGGUGGUGCUCUACCUGGCACUGCCUAGUUCAUUGCCAGUGCAGUAG
Molecule: messenger RNA, 1041 nt
Organism: Rhagoletis zephyria (snowberry fruit fly)
Lineage: Eukaryota; Metazoa; Arthropoda; Insecta; Diptera; Tephritidae
Source: RefSeq, a predicted model, not a curated record